AUGUCCAACCACGAACAGUCAAACGACAUCAUUGCCGAGCUCAGUGGAAAUGAUUACUAUCCCCCGCCCCCUCCACCACCAAAGACGUCGAUGUCACAGACACAGACACAGACACAGACACAGACUGUCCCAGUCCCGGAGCAGACAUCGACGCAGCAACUUCAUCCGUCUCCCCAGCAGAUUCAUCAAGAGCAACCACAGCAUCAACAUCAACAUCAAAAUCAAGGCCAACAAGCCCAACAGCCGCCGGCACAGCAGCAGCAGCAGCAACAACAACAACAACCACAAACAUACUUCCCGCCUCCGCCGCCCACACAGCCCGAUGAGAAGCAGUCCACGUCCUUUCCACAACUACAACAACAACCACAGAGCGCGUACACCAUCCCAGCAUACGACCCUGCCAACCCAGUCUUUGCACCGCCUCCAACCGGGCAAGAUGGCUCGCAGCAACAAUCUGGUCAAGAUCCUGGCCAGCCGUACUCUCAGCAAGACCACCACCACCAACAACAACCGCAGUACCACCAAUCUCCACACCCUGAUCAACAACAUGGAGACAAAAAAUCCGGCUGGGGCCAUCGUUUCAAGCAUCUUGUGAGCGCGGGCGCAGCCGCUCCCAUCAACAGUCUGGCACAUAAGCUUGGCAGCCAGAGCUUCCUACCCGAAACGUUGGACAAGGAGUGCGACAAGGCUGCCGCUAUUCUCAGGUCCUUCUGCACCAAAGGAGUCUAUGCCGACCCUGGGGCCGGCCAACCCCCUACCUCGACCGACCCCAAGGCACGGGAGUCAACCAGCGGCCUGAUUGAUCCCACCAAGGAGAAGCCCAAGAAUCGUGUCAUUGUCACCAUCCCGCCAAAGGUCAUCUCCAAAGCAGUCGGAUUAGCCAUUUUCACCACGCUGCGUGCUGGCUUUCAGGUGUCUGGUGCCACCGGCUCCGGUAUCUUGAUUGCUCGACUACCAGAUGGCUCAUGGAGCCCACCUUCUGGCAUUCAGGUUCACUCUGUCGGAGGAGGAUUCCAGAUCGGUCUGGACAUUUACGAUUGCGUAUGUGUCAUAAACAGCAAGGAGGCACUGGCGGCAUUCAUGAAUACCCGGGUGAGCCUAGGUAGUGAUUUGGCAGUGGUUGCUGGGCCAUACGGCGCUGGAGGUGCUGUUGAUUUCGGCGCAGCCAUGCAGCGUGGGAGAGACCAGACCGUUGGUAACAAGGUGACUGGCAGUUCCAAUACGCGGGGACAAGAACAACCGAACACUGCGUCGCCUCAUGAUGGGCAACAGCAACAGCAACAGCAACAGCAACAACAACAGCAGUCGAGUACACUCAAACCUGGAGGAGGGGACGCCAAGCGCCGGAGCCUCAGUUCGAGUGCAUUCCGGCCUGUAUUUUCGUACGUCAAGUCGAGGGGUUUCUAUGCAGGAAUUCAGGUGGACGGCACAGUGGUCGUGGAAAGGAAGGACGCCAACGCUUCGUUUUACGGAGCUGCUCUCACAGUCCAGCAGAUUCUUCAGGGACAAGUUCCUCCGCAGGGGCCGCAAAACAUGUGGCCCAUCGGUGCCAGCGUCUUGCUGGAGACUCUUGGAGGAGCCGAGGCGGGAGCUUUAGGUGACCACCAUGCCCCUCCUCCUCCUUCUCUCGGGGCUCCAGAGCAAUCUGGACCUGGUGAUGUGCCUCCAUCGAAGACACAGCCCGGGGAUACUGUGGCUGGGGAGAUGUCAUCCGGCGCGCCGCCGGCUUAUGUGGACGACGGAAGCCAUGGCCAUGUCGGUGAUGUGAAGUAUGCCUAG
Molecule: messenger RNA, 1779 nt
Organism: Pochonia chlamydosporia 170
Lineage: Eukaryota; Fungi; Ascomycota; Sordariomycetes; Hypocreales; Clavicipitaceae
Exons: 2
Coding region: 1-1779 (592 amino acids)
Molecular function (GO): phosphatidylinositol binding
Source: RefSeq, a predicted model, not a curated record